This is a messenger RNA of Amaranthus tricolor (Joseph's coat), 7158 nucleotides long. RefSeq names its product putative disease resistance RPP13-like protein 1. The record is from RefSeq and is a predicted model, not a curated record. Gene Ontology annotation, biological process: defense response to other organism. Bases 83 to 3997 code for a protein of 1304 amino acids. Gene Ontology annotation, molecular function: ADP binding. Lineage: Eukaryota; Viridiplantae; Streptophyta; Magnoliopsida; Caryophyllales; Amaranthaceae. The transcript is spliced from 2 exons.
AGCAAGUCUUGAUUAUUGUAUCUUAUCUUUUUCAUAUGUUUUCUCCUACUUUCUAUCUCUGCUCUUCUCUUAAUUUCCAAUCAUGCCUAUCGUUGAAACAAUCCUUGGUGCAGUGCUUGCUGUUGUUUUAGACAAGCUUGCCUCUAAAGAAGUCGUUGAUUUUGUUAAGACAUUAAAGCUUGAUCAAUCUCUUUUUAUGAAGCUUAAGCGCUUGAUGUUAGUUGUUGAAAAAUUGCUUGCUGAUGCUGAACACAGGCAGAUAACCGACCCUGCAGUGAAAUCAUGGCUUAGUGAACUUCAACACAUAUUCUAUCGGACUGAGGAGAUUGUGGAUGAGAUUUCUACACAGGCAUUGCUGUCCUCCAUGAAUGCGACUUCCAAACGUAAGUCAUUGAAUACCAAAGUAAAGAAUUUGUUUCCUGCUUUUAGUAGUUCUUCUUUUGUUAAAACUGCUAACUCGAAAAUGAAGAAAGUAGUUAUUCAACUAGAAGACAUGGUGAGUGAAUCCACUUCCCUGAAUCUUAAAGAGGUUUCUGUUAAAAACACGCUAAGAAGGAUGCCAACCAGUUAUAUGCUUGAUGACACUCAGUUGGUUGGUAGGAAACAAGAGAAGAAGGAGCUGCUCAGCUUCCUUCUUUCCGAGGAAGCUGAACAAAACAAUCUUAGUGUGGUUGCUAUUGUGGGUAUGGGUGGUCUGGGUAAAACAACUCUUGCUAAAAUGGUGUACAAUGAUGAUAGGUUGGGAUUCUUUGAUAUGAAGGCUUGGAUUUAUGUUUCCGAUAGAUUUGAUAUUUUACAAAUUACAAAGUCUGUAAUUGAGUGCAUUACACUUCAGUUGUACUCAGGUUCGCUUGAAUUGAGUGCUCUCCAGUAUGAAUUGAGUAUACUUUUGAAACGCAAGAAAUUUCUUCUUGUCUUGGAUGACGUCUGGAAUGAGAAAUAUGAAGAAUGGGAUUGCUUGCGUGCUCCACUUGCCCUUGGUGCAAAGGUAUGCAAAGUUAUUGUCACGACUAGAAAUGAUGGGGUGACAAAUACCAUGCGCACUGCUAAGGUGAUUCGUUUGAAGCCCUUGUCCGAUGAAGAUGGCUUGUUGCUGCUCUCAAAACAUGCCCUUGGAGUUGGAUAUUUGAGUUCUAGUUUGUGCACGGAGUUCAUCGAUAUUGGUAGAAAAAUUGUUCAUAAGUGCAGUGGUUUGCCUCUAGCCAUUAAAACUCUUGGUGGUAUAUUGUGGUCUAAACAAGAUAUCAAGGAUUGGAAUGUUAUUCUGGAGAGUUCCGUGUGGGAUCUACGUGACAAUCAAAGCAAUAUUGUUCCUGCUUUAAGGCUUAGUUAUCAUCACUUGCCUGCCCAUCUUAAGCAAUGCUUUUCUUACUGUGCCCUUUUUCCCAAGGGUCAUAGAUUUGACAGGAAAGGGUUAGUGCUAUUGUGGAUGGCUCAAAAUUUUGUGCAGCAAUCUAAGAGUAGCAGCAGAAUAGAAUGUAUAGGGGAACAGUACUUAUGUCAAUUGUUAUCAUACUCAUUUUUCGAAAGAACAGACGGCGAUGAAUUCCUCAUGCAUGACCUUAUGCAUGACCUAGCUCAAGAUGUAACUGGAGACUUUUUUGCACGCCAAGAGAGUGGACAUGUAACAUCAAAUAUCUCGGAAAAGGUUCGAUUCUUCUCUUAUUUUCGGGAUCAUUAUGAUGUCUUCUCCAAAUUUGAACACCUCUAUGGAGCCAAGUACUUGAGGACUUUUUGCCCCUUGCCAAGGUGGACAUCAGUUGCAGAGUUGGGGGCAUUAUAUGGGAUUUAUGAUUGCUACUUGAGCAAUAAAAUUUCCACUGAAUUUAUUCCUCAAUUGCAUUGUCUGCGUGUCUUGUCUCUCUGUAAAUAUCACGUUCUCAAGCUACCUGAAUCAAUCGGAAAUUUGAAGCAGCUUCGCUUCCUAGAUGUCUCUGAAACAAGAAUAAAGGAGUUGCCUGAGUCAAUCUGUAAACUUUAUCAUUUACAGACUCUUCUAUUGUUCCAGUGCAAGAAGCUCGAACGACUUCCUGCAAAUUUGUCAAUAUUACAGUCACUGCGCCAUCUUGAUUUAAAGGGAACAUCUUCACUAAGGCAGAUGCCUCAACAUAUAAGCAAAUUGACUUCUCUGCAAACUAUGACGGAUUUUGUACUGUGCGAGCAGGGUGGAGCUAGUAUCAGAGAGUUAAGUGAGUUAAUGCAGAUUCGUGGCGAACUUUCUAUCAGAAGUUUGCAAAACAUUCCUUCCCCUGAUGAAGCCUUAGCUGUAAAUUUGAGCAGUAGGGAGUACCUCCAAGAGUUGGCAUUUACAUUUGAUAAUUUUAGUAAUGAUUGCAAGAAAAGCCGAGCAAUUUUAGAAAAUUUGAAGCCACCAACCAACUUGGAAAGGCUGAUCAUAAAAAAGUAUCCUGGCCUCGCAUUUCCAAGUUGGUUGGAUACCCAACUUUCAAUCUACACAAAUAUAGUCAACUUGUUACUUAGUGGUUGUGUGUAUUGCUACUCAUUACCACCACUUGGACUACUUCCUUCUCUGAAGCACCUUGAAAUUUCGGGAAUGGACUAUAUCACAAGUAUUGGGGCCGAAUUUUAUGCUUACGAUUCUGGUUUGAGCAAUCCAUUUCCUGCCUUAUCUUCCCUGGUUUUCAAAGAUAUGAAGAGUUGGGAAGCAUGGCUAGGACAUGAAAUCGAAGGUAGAAGACUUCCUUUCCCAUGUCUUGAGACUCUAUCCUUACAUACUUGCCCAAAAUUCAAAGGCGAGUUACCUCUUCAUUUACCGUUUCUCAAGGAACUUGACAUCAAAGGGUGCGAUAGAUUACCGAAUUCAUUCUUGCAGCCACCAUCCUUACAUUGUUCACCACAGUCAGCAUCAUUGAGUUUAUUUCAUCUUACAUCACUUGCCUCAUUAAAAUUGCAUAAUUUGAUCCUGUUAGUGAGCUUACCCCCCGAAAUAGACACACUUUAUAAUUUAGAAACUCUGUCUAUCAACAACUGUCCCACCCUAGUCUCACUAGCAGAAUUUAGAUUACCUCCUAAAAUUAGAUGCCUUGAAAUAAUGCAGUGUGAAAUUAUUCGGUCUCUACCCAAGGCAAUGGUUCACUCGACAACACUUCGGGAAUUAUCACUAUAUCAUUGUCCUUGCCUUUGUUUUAAUGGUGAGGAUAACCUGCCCACAUCAUUGACAGACCUUAAAAUCAAAUCAUGUGAGAAGUGGAAAUUUGUCCCGUUUAACAUGCCAAAUACUUCUAAGUUUCAUCACUACUCUCUUGAGUUCAUAACAUUUGAAAACAUUGGGAAAACUCUGAUAUACUUCCCCUUGGGUAUCUUCCCAAAACUCCAACAUCUUACACUUGACAAUUGUAUUGACCUUGAAGCUGUGUAUAUUCCUACAGGAAUGGACCUUAUUAAUCUAAGGUCACUUGAAAGGUUGAUUGUUAAAAAUAAUCCCAAACUAAGAUAUAUAGGGAGAGUAAAGAAGGUUGGGGUAGUAGAUUUGCCUACUCCAAAUCUUCGAGAUUUGCAUAUCUUGUCAUGUGAUAAUGUAAAGCUGCUCACCGGAGAUAGUGAAGAAGGUUUGCCCUCUAAUGUAGAAAUACUAUUCAGUGACAGUUUUGAGAAAAUAAGUGGACACAGGAAUACUCUGAGCUUUCUCAUGUUUUCUUUUCUGAGAGUGUUGCACAUACAACACUACUUAGCUGAGUGCUUUCCUGUAAAGGGUACUCUUCCUACUUCUGUCAGUACACUAAUCCUAGACCAUUUUCCGAAUUUGAAGUUUCUGAAUGUGGAGGCCCUUAAAACCCUUAAAUGUUUUUUGGAAUUACAUAUUUUGCAUUGCCCGAAUCUGAUGUGCUUGCCUGAAGAGAAGUUUCCUCAUACUCUUGGUCGUUUGGAUAUAUCUGGAUGCCCGUUGGUGGAAGUAAGAUGCGAAAAGGAUAAGGGCAUUGAUUGGCCCAAGAUUUCCCAUCUUCCUUGCGUUAAAAUCAAUGACAUUUACAUCUAAGAUCGACUUGAUAUGCCAAAUCUCCCAUAGAAAAGACAAAGUUAUGACCUGAAGCCUUGGUUAUUAGGCGUUAGCGAAGUCUAAUGGAGAAGCAGUAAGAAUAAUCUUGAUCUCUUUACUUGUGCCUGGUAGUUUGCUUGUAACAACUAAUUUUGUUGUAAUGAACUCUCAGAACUAAUUUAUACACUGGCUUUGGAAAUGAACACAAGUGAUAUUGUGAUGGAUGAGGUGCUUGAUUGUGUUUGUUCGAGAGAAGAACUUAAAAAAACCUUUUCUAACACUUGGUUUUCCCACAUUGGUCAUGGGAAGAUGGCGCGGUACCACAGUAGUUGAUGUUGACCCGUAAGCUAUGUUACUCGGACUCUUCGUUUUGACUCACGUACCCGUGUCCGAUCAUUGAUUUUUGGACAUUGGUAUGACUUUUAGGCACUUCACAUUAAGAGUAAAAUUUAAUAUUUAGAUGUACCAGUAUCUCACAUCAGUACUAGAGUCCAAGUAACAUAGCCCGUAAGUUAGAAAGGGGCCUGAGUUAUUAAAAUAACUAAUAAGCCACGCCUUUUUGCUGUAAUAAUUACACAAGAUUUGGUUUUUUCUAAAUGACCCAAAAACAUUUUCAAGGGGUCGGGCUUCUUUGGUCUCAAUGAAGGUCCGCCCCUGAAUGAGGGAACUUAUAUCUAAAUCCCAUCUCCCUUUCUUAGUUGAGCUGUUUUUGAUAGCUACACCUUUAGGGAUUCUAUUCCAUCAAUAUAUAUAGUAUGCUUAGAGGUUACAAGAAUAAGGAAUGUCAUUGGUUGUUUAGACAUAAAUUUAGAUCUGAUGGGUCAUUGGAGCGAUAUAAGGCUCGACUUGUGGUGAAUGGGAAAUCAAAACUUGUUGGUGUUGAUUGUCAUGAGACAUUUAGUCCUGUUGUUAAACUUGCAACCAUACGCACCGUCCUUAGCAUAUCCAUGGGUAGAAAAUGGUGUAUUCACCAGCUUGAUGUCAAAAAUGCAUUCAUACAUGGGAACUUGGAUAAGACUGUUUAUAUGUAUCAACCACCUAGGUUUGUUAACUCUGCUAUGCCCCAUCAUAUUUGCCUUCUUCGUAAGUCUCUAUACGGCCUCAAGCAAGAUGCUAGGGCAUGAUAUCAACGAUUUGCUAGUUUUUUCUUGAAAAUUGGGUUCCGUGCUAGCAAAAGUGAUGCAACUUUGUUUGUGUACAACCAAUAUGGUCAAAUGGCGUAUCUCUGGUUUAUGUUGAUGAUAUAAUUCUCACUACUUCCCAUGACUCUUUGCGCAAACAACUCAUGUCGUCUCUCAAUUCUGAAUUUUCCAUGACUAAUUUAGGCCCUCUUCAUUAUUUACUUGGCAUUGUUGUUCAUCGUCAUGACACUCAUAUGUUUUUGUCUCAAGAAAAAUAUGCAAAGGAAAUAUUAAAGCGUGCUCACAUGAGUACCCGUAAGCCGGUUUCUACCCCUGUUGACACAAAGUCUAAACUUGGUGCUCAUUGUGGUCCUCUCAUUUCUGAUCCUACUUUAUAUCGGAGUCUAGCUGGAGCACUACAGUACAUUACUUUUACAAGACCCGAUAUUUCAUAUGACGUACAACAAGUUUGACUUUACAUACAUGCCCCUUGUGAGCCUCAUUUUUCUGCCCUCAAACCCAUCUUGCAUUACCUACAAGGUAUCGUCAGCCAUGGUCUAUAUUUUAUCCUUCUUCACCUUCACAAUUGACUGCAUAUACAUGCUGAUUGGGGAGGUUUUCCUGAAACCCGGCAUUCUACAAGUGGUUAUUGUGUGUUUCUUAAUGAUAAUAUUGUCUCGUGGUCUUCUAAACGACAACCUACUCUUUUCCGAUCUAGCGCAGAGGCCGAAUACAUUGCCCUCUACGUUGUGCCACCAUUGUUUAUUGUGAUAAUGUGAGUGCUGUAUAUUUGUCCACUAAUCCUGUCCAACACCAUGGGACAAAACAUUUUGAAAUGGACAUUCAUUUUGUUCGUGAAAAGGUUGCCUUGGGAGUACUUCGAGUCCUGCACGUUCCUUCCUCACAUCAAUUUGCAGAUAUUUUUACUAGGUUUGCCACGACAAUUUUUUGUUGGGCCUUUCGUGGCUCUUCUAGGAGUAACUUAGAGCAGGCAUGAUAAAAAUUUGGUAAAGGGUCUGAUUGUUGAAUCAUAGUGGCUACGGUGUCAUAGGCUUUCGAAAGGCCAGCUACGAGGCGCAGGAUCAUCUUAUGAUCUGAAACGGGUUGGUGAGGUUGGCGAAUUGAUCAGCGAGAAGUUUUAUCUGCUGACAGUAGCUUGAUGCAUUAGGGAAAUCAGAUAGAGCAAGUUUAUUAAAUUGAGUUUCUAAAAGAACUGCUCGAGUGUUUUUGUUAUCAUGGAAGAGUUCUUCUACGACUACUUGGGUCCAUACUUCGUGAGCGGUAACGUUGGGUUUGAGAAUGGUUUGUAAAAGAUCAGGUGAGAUUGUGGCAUAUAGCCAUUGUUUAACACGAAACAACUCAUCAUCGAGUCACAUUUCCUUUCUUUUCAAUUUUUGUGUCCAUUUUCUCCAAGUACCUAUUGUUUGUGGCAGUUUUUGGUGUUACAGUGGUAGCUUCUUGGGCGAUAAUCAUUACCACAUUUGUUAGGAUGUAAUUUCCUCGGGCAUUAUUUGUAGUAUCUAUAACAAACUGCACACAGAUAAUACUGAACAGAAAAUCCCUAAACAGCCUCCACUUCUAUUCACAAAUUAUAGAUCUUAUACUUUGAUAUCCCACAUCACUUGCGUGUUUACGAAUACAACGAUGCUCAUUCGAUGUCACUGGGAUAAAGAUCAUAUUCAUGGCUAGCCCAAGAUUUUACCAUAUUCCUCGUAUCAAGAUUGAAGAUCAACCACAUUCCUGUCAACAGUUUAGGGGAUCAGUAAUACUAUUUUUAAACUCUUUCAACAUGCAUAGUAAAUUUGGAUUCAUCGCUGUUUCUGUAAUUUUGUUUCUCUUAUUCGCCGUUAGUAACAACAAACAACCUAACCUUAGACUCGGACACAAAGACGUUUAUUUUGGGAAUUAAAAUUUCUCAAAGUCUAUUUUGGAAUUUUUUAUUAUAAAAAAAAACCCUAUUUUAUCGAAUUUUCCAAAUAUUUAAGGCAUUCACAAUCUUACUAAGUAUUUGUCAACUUUUGAUCCACGUGGAGUUAUGAA